UAGAACUCCCAGCGCGCAUGAUUUGGAAAACGUGUGGCUUCCUAUGACGUCAACCGUGGGGCCUUAUCUUCGCAUCGAGCAGCCCUCCUCUCUGCAAGCCAACUUCUACAUGGAGUACAACAUCACGGCAUCCGAGGGAUUGGAUGUGUACAUGCGGGAGUUGUCCAGUCUCUCGCCCCCCACCUGUGUCCUGUCCCGCGUUUUGUUUCUACUGACAGUAUCGGUCACAGUAGUAUCCUGCAGAUAGACCUGGCUGUGGAGGCGGCAGUGAUUUCGGACAGGU
Molecule: messenger RNA, 283 nt
Organism: Homalodisca vitripennis (glassy-winged sharpshooter)
Lineage: Eukaryota; Metazoa; Arthropoda; Insecta; Hemiptera; Cicadellidae
Exons: 1
Coding region: 44-247 (67 amino acids)
Source: RefSeq, a predicted model, not a curated record